This is a messenger RNA of Cyclopterus lumpus (lumpfish), 3765 nucleotides long. Its product is annotated as protein Tob2. Gene Ontology annotation, cellular component: nucleus; cytoplasm. Gene Ontology annotation, molecular function: transcription corepressor activity. The transcript has 3 exons. NCBI's taxonomy places the organism in Eukaryota, Metazoa, Chordata, Actinopteri, Perciformes, Cyclopteridae. Bases 369 to 1580 code for a protein of 403 amino acids. Gene Ontology annotation, biological process: regulation of gene expression. The record is from RefSeq and is a predicted model, not a curated record.
CAGUAAAGUUUCUCUGGACCCUCCAUGCAAACUGUCAGCUGGAGACAAACUGUGAAAACCCCGUGGCCAUUUGAGAAUUGGGGGGGCAGUUAAGGAAUCCAACUACUACAAGGUGAAAUACAUCUGGUGGUCAGCAUCCGAAUCAACGACACGUCCGCCUUGAAAUCCGAGACAACACAAGGGAAUUAUACACAGAAACGCACGAGUACCAGUCAAGCUAGCGCAUCAGUGACGUUGGGGACCUAACAACAUUGUUGCAUAUUCGUGACGACAAAAGACAGCCUCCACCCGGCUGCCCCCGGCUGCCCCCGCCUUCAAGCAUCCUCUUGAUCACUUUGCUCCCAGGACGGUGCUAACCUGGUGCAGCCAUGCAUUUGGAGGUGAAGGUCGCCCUGAACUUCAUCGUGUCCUACCUGUACAACAAGCUGCCUCGGCGUCGAGCUGACCUGUUUGGUGAGGAGCUGGAGAGGAUACUGAUGUCUCGCUUUGAGGGUCACUGGUACCCCGAAGCACCUCUUAGGGGCUCUGCCUUCCGCUGCAUUCACCUGGGAGCCCCGAGGGACCCCGUGGUGGAGUUGGCCGCCAAGAGAAGUGGACUGGACACGGAGGAAGUGUGUGCAAAUGUUCCCGCGGAGCUCAGCGUGUGGAUUGACCCGUACGAGGUAUCCUACCAGAUUGGGGAGAAAGGGUCCGUGAAGGUUCUCUACCUGGAGGACCCUCCGGGCCUCGGCUGUGACGGUGAGGGGGCCGAGGGGGUGAUCAGAGAGGGUAAAGGCGACGCCGAGGCGGAUGAGGCCAAGAGUCUGGGCUUUAACCCAGACGCUCAGGUGUUUGUGCCAAUUGGAAGCCAGGCAUCUCCUGCCCUCAUGCCGUCGCUCUCUAGCUCUCCCACACCGCUGUCGGCCCAGUCCUGCCCCGGGCUUUUCAGCUACCCGAGCUCCAGCACGCCCACCGAUCCUGCUGCCCAUUCCUCGAACACCUCUACCCCUUCCCCCCCCAGCGGCGGGCUGCCCUACCUCUCCGCCCAGCAGCCGCCCUCCGCUCUUCCCACUGCCCGUCCCCAGCCCAUCACGUUCACCACCGCCAGCUUCGCUGCCACUAAAUUCGGCUCGACCAAGAUGAAGAAGUGCAGCGGGGCCGGGUCGGCAGCGAGCUCUGGCACCGCCAUACCGCCUGCCCAGAGGAUGCUCACCCGUUCUCCUACCGCCAUCGCUGCACCGGAGCUGCUCAAGCACAAGCCCCUGUCUCUCUCCUUGCACUCCCUCGGAGGUCCCGUCGCCAGCCAGCUCUCCCCCAAUGCCAAAGAGUUUGUCUACCCAGGAUCCCCGGGCCCCCUUUACUUUGAUGCUGACACCCAGCCAAUGCAGCCGCUCGCCAGCCCAUUCCAACCCCCCCACAGUCUCAACACCCAUCCGUCCUUUGACCCAUUCUCCAGCCCUCCCCCUGCCCCGAGUGUGGGCAUCAUUGGCAGCAACGGAGGAAUCCCCUACAUGGAGAAGCCGCCAUUUGUCGAGGGUUUAGGAAGCUACAACCUGCAAUACCCUAACCAGUCCUUCCAGCCCGUUGUGCUGGCCAACUAAGCCUUCAUUUGUAACGGUUGUUGGAGGAGGAAGCGGGUUUGGACAAUGAUGCUCCAGAUCUUUUCAGUUUUUCUAAGAAAGUGUUACUAAUACAAGUUUAGAACUACAAAGAUUUAAAAUACCCCGUCCACUGAAUAAUUAUUGUGAUUGGUUUUGGUCCUCAUUACCCCCAACCCGGUCCUGUAGUCCGUUGCUGUUACUCGUCACAUUCUGAGUGUUUGCUUUGACAGGAGUGGGUAGGAGGGAAGGAGGAUAGGUGGAGAGGGGGGGUCCUUUCUACCUUGAGUCGUUGCCAAGCUCUUUAUUUUUUUUGCGUAGAAUGUCAAUGUGAGGGUCUUUUCUUUUCUUUUCCCUUGACUUGUUGAACCAGUAUAGCUCCAUUUUGCACUGCACUGUCAUGCUGUGAAAAAGGACCUUGCCAAGUCCUGUAGGGAGCGACGGCUGUGGAAAAGCUCAGCACUUUGCUCUGCAAUCUGCUCUGCCCUACUUGCAACAAAUACAGAGAUGGGGCUUUGCUGUGUGUGUGUCGUCCUGCUCUGUUUUGUUGUGGCUCAGAGUGAUGGAGAAACUCGUUGUUUGUACGGUGGGCCCGCUCCCUUUUGAAAGGCACUCAUGCGCACGCACAUUUUGACACUUGUCGUCGCAUUUAUCGGAGGCGGUUUAUCAUCAGCUUGAAUGAGAACAUGACACGAGUUUAAACAAAGUGAGAGCAGUGGAGGGAGCAGAGAGAGAGAGAGAGAGAGAGAGAGCAUCGGGGCGUUGUGGAAUGUGUUGUAUCUGUCGGGGGGCUGCAGUCGGGAAGGUCAGGAAGACCUUGGUGAAAGUGGGAAAACGAGUAAAUAUUUGUAUUGUAGGUUGGCGACGAUGCGCUUAUACCUCAAUACAGACUGGGAUGGUUGGGAAGUGAUGGUUUAAAACAUGCAUUCAAAUAGACACAUACGCACACACAUAAAUAUGCGGUCAAUUCCAGUCAGCUGCGUGCGUGCGUGCGUGCGUGCGUGCGUGCGUGCGUGCGUGCGUGCGUGCGUCAAGAUGCGUAAGGGAUGCAGCAGUUAAGCGGUAGGGAUUGUGAUAAAUGGCUUAGCAUGACUUUGACUAUGAAGGAGAGGUUUUCCGCUGCAGGAAGAUGAGGGAGAGAGCGAAGGGAAGACCGAAGAAAACGAAUGUGAGGUAGAGUGAGAGAAGAAGCUUGGGGGUUCUGUUGCCUGUGUCUACCAGGCGGUAUUGGCUCAGAGAGCGACACUUUGAAACCCAGAACACGUUUCUGGUGAGCUUAAAUUGUAUUGAAGCCAAAGGCUCACACUAUUCUCUCAUCCUCUCGGGAUUCUUCUGUGGCCGUCGAUGAUGGGGAACCAGAACCGUACGGUUCAGGUUGCUCUGCCCCCCCACCCUCCCCCAGUUAUGUGAUGCAAAAGUGAAUGUUUCUUCACUGCUCUGUCGCUUUAUCGGAUGGCUUGUCAGAUCUCUGGAAGGCCGGUGUUUCUGACAAUGGUUUGUUUACCAGCCGUGUCCACGUGAUUGUUGGUUAGUCACUGCAGGGAAGUGCAACUCUCAGAUGUCCAUUUGAGCUGUCCAGCACUUUAUUACUGGGCUCCCCGAGGCGGCGUGUCGCCCACGGACACGUGCGUGCACGCUUACACGGUUCCUUUUGCCCUCUGUUUGGAAAUGGAGCAUUUUAUUCAGCGAUCAUGAAACGCUUUAGAGAUUGAAACGGGAGCUUAAUUUGUAUUUCAAGUGCAUCACGCUGGUGAAGAGGUGUAGUGAGUCUUGUCGGUUUACUUGAAUGUUUUCAAGUCGCUGUUUUUGUAUACGAUGACCCAUGGACCCUUGAAUUGUGCUCACGCUGGUUUUGCAAUGUGACAGCUUGUCAUAUGCAUGAAAGUUUGUAUUCUUUUUUUUUCAAGGGGGAAUGGGUGGAGAGGUACACCUUGUGAGGGGAAAGAUUUAUAGUUUUAUGUUUUGUAAUUUAUUUCCAAUAUUUCUAUAUUUUUGUUUUUGCAAAAGUGAUGACUUAACAUUUGUAUGAGUAAGACGUGACAAGUCCAGGAAUAUGUAUAUACAAAGUUCUUAUGUUCGGAUUCUUUGUUUAGUUUCUUACAUGCGGAGGUUAUUUUUCCAGAAAAUAACGUGAAUAUAUGCAAACUGAGACAAAAAUAAAGAUGUACAGAAUAAAGUAUUGAAUGUG